AUGGACGGCGGAGCGACUCCAGCGGCAGGUGCAGCUGGUUCCAGUGCUACUGGCGCUAUGACUAAGGACCCCGAAAUCAAGUACAUUUGUGGAGAUUGCGGUAUUGUCAAUUACCUAUCAGCACGUGACCCUAUUCGCUGUCGCGCCUGCGGUUACCGUAUCAUGUACAAGGCUCGUACCAAGCGUCUCAUCCAGUUUGAAGCCCGGUAA
Messenger RNA from Peronospora farinosa, 210 nucleotides. The record is from the annotation of a GenBank genome assembly. Lineage: Eukaryota; Oomycota; Peronosporomycetes; Peronosporales; Peronosporaceae.